Messenger RNA from Porites lobata, 9313 nucleotides. NCBI's taxonomy places the organism in Eukaryota, Metazoa, Cnidaria, Anthozoa, Scleractinia, Poritidae. The record is from the annotation of a GenBank genome assembly.
AUGUCGGCUUACGGGAUUGUGUGCCAAAAUGGAUGCUAUGGCGUGAAGAAGGGAUCAGUGUUCAUGGCACUUUCAAACUGUACUUUCCGCUUAGUUUCGCCGGUUUUGGCAGGAUCAAUGUCAGGAUACCUUGGGAGAGCCAUACAUAAAGACGGUCAUGAAAAGUAAGUGCGUCUUUAGAGAUUAAGGGCCAGUUAUUUAAACGUAGUUUAGCCAGUGUUUAACAAAACCGCGUUCUAAGCCCAGUAGUUUUAUUUAAACACUAUUUAUUGUGACAAAGUUUUAGGAAGGCAUAUAGAGUGGACCAGAAAAGCAUUUAUCUUCUAUAACCCACUAAGGAAGAGACCUGGUGGUCAAAAGAUUUGUUAAACAGCGCCUUAAGUUAUUUAAAUAACCGGCCCUAACUGUUAGAAUGUCCCAUUUGCCGAUCUGUUAAAUUUGACUAUAUUUGAUUCUGUCGGGUAAACAAAAGGAGAAUUUUAUCUGGAAGCAAGAAGAAUUUGAGUUGUUUUUCCACGCGGCUAAUUACCCCGCAAGCGAGCGUGGAGGGAAGAAAAUUCGCGCGCGCAGGUAGCCUAUCUGACGUGCAUUUCUCAUUUUGUCGGUCCAUUUGUAAGAAAACCUCUGCCCGGGGGUGGGGCAUUUGUUGAUUCUUCUACAGCGAUUAACAUCGUUCACCUCAGUUGAAUAUUUCACUCUAAAAUAUGCCUAUUUUGAAUUAAACAGUUAGAUAUUUCUAUAAAGAAUAUUUUUAAUACAUAUGCUUUAAAAAGAUAGGUACGGUUUACGCUACAUCACCACCCUACCCCAACGGUAUUUUUUGCUUCCUGUAAUGGUGAUCAAUGCGCACGUCAAUCCAUUGUUUGAAGAGUUAAAAAAGAAAUACUUUCUUUGUGAGCCAAUGGUUUUGGACAGAAAAACCUAGAAGAAAUCUGAGAUAUUUGAAAGCUGCUAAAGCGUGAUCAAUGAGACCAGGGUGUGGUGGGGCAGUUAAUAAAACUGUCGGGGAGGAAAUUUGUGGGCUUCUUGGGAAAACCGAACCCUGUUAUUCAAAUAGCUGUCAUCUCUGGCAGUGAGGCAGGGGUGGAUCCUUUAUUUUUCUUUGGAGGGGGUGCACCACUAAGGAAUUACGUAACGGAAUGGUGACUUAAAAAGGAAUAUGAAGAAGAAGACUUUUGAUUAGGCAAUAACUAAUCUCGUACCCAGAUCUCCCACGGCCAAGGGAGUGUAAAACAGAAUGAGAUCUGGGUAUGAGAUUAGGCAAUAACAUAUAUGAACUGCCGAGAAUACCUAACCCCAUAUUUUGCAAAAUAACAGUUGUAUUACUUGCAGGUGGGCUCAGGGGGGGAGGAGGUGUUCCCCCACCACCCUCCCCCUAGAUCCACCCCAGAGUGAGGAGAGGAUGUGGAACAUCCCAAGAGAGGAAAUGGGAGAGCAUCUUUUUAACUACUGUCAAAACCAUUAUGGCCACAUUUUAUGGUUACGUUUACUCUACCCCAUGGCCACUCCAACUUGAAUUCCCAUAACCCCUCUCCUUCUUCCACUAAUAUUGUAGCCUAAGUGACAUUACUCAAUUAUUCAAAAUAUUUCUCAAUUUAUUCCCGGGCUAAUAAGGUACUGACUCAUAAUAUUUGUUAUUAUUUGUUUCUAAAGGGAAUUCUUUUAUGCUAAAUCAGUGGCGAAAACCAAAGUGGAACGUUUCAUUGGAGUAUUGAACUCAACAGAAAAUGACCACUUUUUUAGAACAUACAGUGUUCAACUAAGUAAUACUCAACUGGAAGCCUUGCUUGCUGAAUUGGAAACCAGUGUACCCAUUACCGAUGACAUUCCCAAAGCAGUUUACAUAGUUGGGAAAAACAGACACUCGCAGCGCAAUACCGUUAUCUGGGCCUUAAACAAAGAUGUUUUCAUCAAUGCCAAAGGGAAUCUGGUGAACCCGGAAGAUUAUGGCUUUAAGUGGAUCAGCCACCUUGUCAAAGAUGGGGGAAAAGAAUUAGCUCAUGAGUCUCGGAAAGCGUCAAUUCAAUUACCUUUGACUACAACCUAUUUCGAUAUUAUGUGCCACUUUCUCAAUGGCUCCUUAAAACAAGCGACAAGUAAUGAUCCUCAUCUUUUCAAUACAGUCGAGGAAGUAUUUCGAGGCGCUGGACUAGACAUCUCAAAGUUGAAAGAUCAAGAGAGUGGGAAUUUCUUAUCUACCUUCUUUACGCUGUCAAUGAGUGUCAUCAUAUCCCAUUAUGAUGUGGUAAGUUUGGGGACAUGUUAAUAAGUACAGACAAUUCAUGCACAUCUUCCGAAUACCUGAUCAAUUACUUGUCAGAAUCCUUUAAAGAACUAGUUAUAAGCACAAUACUUUCUUUUGUUAUUCAAAUACCUACAAAAUAUAUAUGAUAUGUAUAUUAUCCUGCAGAAAAUGCUUAAUGUUUAACAUUGGAGCUCACAGAUUUAACCUUUCAUCCUUGAACCCCCUAAUCUUUUUUCCCUUAACAACAACAAAGUAGUUGCCUUUGCUAAGCUUAUUAUGGGUAAGCAAUGAUAAAAAUUAUAAUGUGAUCAAGUGACAACUCAAAUUUAUAUUUUACAUUAAUUAUUCUUUCUCUGUAAAUCAUAGAGCAACUUUUCCUUUUUCUCACUUUAUAGUGGCAGACGCUGGCAGGAUCUUGUCCCCUGCCAGCUGCAGUGGGAGACCCCGACUGCGGAAAAUCAACCGCAUGCAAGGUGGGCAUUGCUUGUACUGGUGGAUGGAAACACAACUUCUUUGCCUCGGUAUCUGAGAAGGUAUAAAAAAGAAUUAUUUUUUACAUAAAAGUUUUAACUACAAGCAGGGAUUUGCCUGGCUACAUUGAGCAAAGUGUAGCUAACAACUCUUUUGUCACUCAUUUAUAGCUAAGCAUCUGGCACCAUCUACCGCUGAGUAAUACGUGUAGGUCAUACUGAGAAAGGGGAAAAAAUUAACAGAUUUUGUAAUCUUAACUUUAUUUCAAGGUUAGUGGAAAGGUGGCAAGUGUUACUACACUUGGUUAUGUAGUGGAUGACCCGACAAAGCCCCAAGAUGUGGGUGAAGCUGCCAAGAAAUUUUUUAAUGAAGGGAGCAACAUUAAUUGCAAUGAAGAAUGGACGCCACGGUGUUGCCCUACUUUCGCUAUCAAUCAUCAUGUUGUUGAAUGGCUCUCUAAACCAGAACGUGAUAGGUAACAAGACCACUGUCACUGUUACUGUUAUAUUAAGAAUCAUAAUCUUGGAAUAGAAAAGUAUUGAAUUUUUAUGAUGUAUCUAACCUCAUUUGUAAACCCCAUUUGGUUUCGGCCUGAUACAGUCAACUCUGGCCUUGCUGACCCCUCGCUAUGGACAGCCUGAUAAUACGGACAGCGAUUAAAUACCGGCCAAAAAUUUAUUGCAAAAGUUUGACUGAAAUGAACUUCUGCUAUUACGGACUCUUGCUAAGGAGGAGACUAACUCGAGGUACGGCGAGAAGCCAUUUUGUUUGUUAAUGGCAGUGUUUGAUGGGGAAAAUUCUAGGUCCCAGAGAUAAAUCAUUGUGCGCCUGCUAUCCAUAAAUGAUGUCACGGACCACGUUGCUUCGUAUUAUGUAAAUUUGCCCACGUCACGCAUAAACUCUUUGUUACCCUCUUGAAAGUGUCCUUCUGAAGCUGGCAAAUUCAAAUCAUUGCACAGGACAUUGCAGGGUAAUGUAACACACCGCCGUACGAUUAUGUGCGGGGUUAAAAUGUCCAUGAUUUCUGGCAAUGGGGGGCCAAAAAAAUGACAAAUGGGUUGAUUACUCUAAAGCUGCUUUCAUUAGAAAUAUAGAGUGCCAAAGCCAAGAGCCAAAGGCUUUUGCUUGGUAAUGAGUGAUAUAAGUCUUCAGUGUUUGGUUUGUAUACCAAAAAGUGAUCAACUCAGUAACAUUUACAGGCAAAUCUGUUGUAAUGUUCGGGGGGCUAGCAAUGCCUCUACAAAGUUACCGUUCGCUUGAAUUUUUCAGGUUGAUGUCACGCAUUAUUUUCAUUCCAUUUGAAAGCGUCAAGAGGUCUAUUUCAGAUGAGGAAGCUUCUAUUUGGCAGCAGAUGUUCGAUUGUUUGAUAAAUAAAGUCUCCUCUGUUGUUGGAAAGGUCAUUGCUCUGGGGGAAUGGGUGUUGACACAAGAGGGAAGAGACUUCUAUAAUGAGUGUGUGGGAAUCGUUCUCAAAGGAUUUGGAGAAGAAGGGAGAGGAACGCGAUUCUCCAAAAUGUGGGCUUGUGGACUUCUGGCUGCCAGGAAGGUAUAGUGCUGGACAGGUCAUUUUUGUUUCGCUUAUCCGGCAUUAACUGGUAGAAUUAAUUUUUGUUUAUAAGGAAUUAUUAUAAAAUAAUGCGCUGAUUGCUGCUAGGCAGAUGAUCUAGUUAAAAAGAAAAUUAUCAAGAAACGAACCUUGAAAAUUGACAUGAUUUUAUACAGAAGCCAACAUUCAAUACAAAAUAUAAAGCGCAAGACGCCUUAACUUUCUAAAAUGAAUGUCCUUGAUGCACAUUAUCUAAUUGAAGGGCCGUUUCAGCGGCUGUAUAAUUUUUACACUGAACACCUACUCCAGACAUGGACAGUGUGGUGGAAAUCUUAGAAAUUGCGUUAGUAGGCUUUUUUUAAAAUACGUUUUCUUAUUUGACAGAUGCAGGAACUUACCUCCUCAAUAACAGAUGACCAGGUUAUUGGUUUUUUUAUGAAUAAAGUCUCUCCUCACGUCCUGCAUUAUCAGAAAUCUGCAGUCUUCGUACAAUCCUCUGCAUCUGACUUCAUGACAUCCCACGAUGUUGUCGAAGGAAGAGAAGCCUUCGUGAACAGACUUGGAGACAAGAUGGAGAUAGUAGUACAAGGGAUGGACACUAACACGGUAAAGCAAAACAGUCGUAAAAUUAAAAAAAAAAAAAAACGAAGCGGUUGCAGUAGCUAGGUGUCUCUUUACAAGAGGUUCUAAUCACAGGACUUUGACUGGGGAGAAGUUAAGGUGAAGUAAUUUGAAGCAUUUAUUAAAGAUACAAAGUAAUUAAUAUCAACAGUAGGUCAUCUUUUCUAACCAGACGGAAAAUUCGUCACCCUCUGGAACUGAACUUACCUUCAGGCAACUAACUGCGAGAAAUAUUGAGGAAUUUCAACAAAAAAAAUAUGUCAGACUUAAAAUUUUUUUACCACCCAACACCUCAAACUUCUUAAAUCUUCGUGCAGCCUUAAAAGUGGCACAGUGGAUGUUGAUUACUUCAAGUGAAUAGAAAUUAUUACCAUUUUGCAGGUCGGUCAGUUCCUGACGACAAAUUGUUCAACUUCGAAGCUGUCAGCCGAUGGUAGUGUACAACGCGCGCUGGCCAUAAGGGCCGAACAAUUCCAAGAUCGCUGUAUGGAAAGCGAUACUUCUCCUAUAAAGCCAGAAGAACUUCGAUCCGGAGUACAAGCCUAUGGGAUUGGUGGGUAUAUGAAUAUGUUAAACGUUCUCUGCAUCUGUAAUGACUCGCCAAGCCAAAAUAGCGCAAGAGAAAGCCCAGUUAAAGUGUUCUUGUUCGCGUCCAAGUUCGUCGGGUACAACCACUUUGCAUCGGUUCUGCGAGUUAAUGACUUUCAGGUCCAGUUACACUUUGCACUUCCCGAUUGAAAUUUCUUUCGGUUUUUAACUUUGAAAACACCGUAAAUUUCAGUAUGGACUCCACGGCGAAAUUUCCUGAUAUUCGCUUUUCAUUAUCUCCGCGAAAAAUCGUCCAAAUUUCAUGCAAAACCCCUCACUCGAGAGAUAAUCACGUUAAGACAUUUCAGAACGGUAUUUUCGUUCAGCGGUUCCUUUUUGACUGUAAAUACCGUGAUGUUUGUGUAUCGUGACAUUGAGUCCGCACUCGGCCGUAUGUGACAGCGGCUUAGCCCAUAAAAAAGGAAUAUUCAUAUAAUUAGCACGAAAAUUUUGGUUCGAAAUUUCCAGAGGAGGAGUGAACGUCUUCCCACAGUGCAUUGCGGUUGUGUUUCUUACAAGAUGGCGGAGUUUUCCUUGGCACGUCGUGUUUUUACGGUGUUUUUGUGUGACAUUUUUACCGGGUUAGAAUCCUAACUAGAGGUAAGUAAGACCAUUCAUACAUUCUUUGUUUCUUUAUCUUUUCAUAAAAGCCAGCUUUACAAGAGUAUUUUUUCUGAAACGUAUAUUUUUUCGUAUUUGAAUUGUGAUAUCCUGAUCUGUCAUCGUUCACUGCCAAGGAAUGGUUCCGAAAACAUGUUUGUAGUUUCUUUUCUAGUCAAAGUGGGGUAUUGUUUAAUUAAGUCCGCCAUUUAAGUAAUUCAGAGGUUUAUCUUCUUAUUUUUACUAAAGUGACCCACAGUGACCCAGGAAUUUGAACAUUUUGAAGGCGUGGAAAUCGAUCAACUUUGGCGGUUUUGUGAUAAGUCUUACAGAAUGUUGCGAAACGUGGCAUCACUCAGGAAAUGCGGAGACUCUGAAAGAGGGAUUUUUUGGUUAAUGAUUCCGAUUUUUAAGGAAAAUGGCUUAAUCUGAACACUGUUAGAUACUUCAAACAUUCCCAAUAUAUUAUUAUACAGUUUUGAUUCCACUUAAACUAGUAUGGAGUGAUGAGAACAUAGACUUAAUAAACCUUAUAAAUUAUGAAAACAUCUCACAUUCCCAUGCGUUACCCGCGCCAAAUCUUCAAUCAAAUCAAUUUCAUUUGCUUUAUCAUAAGGCAGGGUAGCCAAUACCAAAGAAAUAACAAAGUGAUUAAAAUUAAAAUCUAUCCUUAUUAACAAAGAUUAAUAGAAGGUCUUCAAAUCUUGAAAUCUUGCCAUGGGUCUCUUUGACAAGAUGUCAGUUCUUUGGAUUCAUAAAGGUGAAAAAAGAAUGGCUUUCAUGGCUUUUCUAGCAUUCUUUUAAACUGUUUUAUUGCCAAAUAAUUUUUAUAUAUUUUGUGAUUGAGGUGUUUAUCUCAUUUAUAUUUUUAGAGAAACCUGCAAGUGUAUAAAAUCAGUGAUACCCUUCAUUAGUGGAUGCUAGAUAUCAACGUGAUGAUGCACACCAGACUCAGUUGGACUAUAGAUUUUAGAAUGUAUGGAUGGAUCUUCUUGUUACCUCAUUUUACAUGGUACAGAAAGUACCAUCUUAGUGGCAUUUUUAUAUCAAUAUCCAUACAGUUGCUCUCCACUAAGAGUGUUAUGUCCUGCCAGUGAUAGUUUUCCUUUUCAAUAGUCCCAUGGCAGGCCAAUGCAAAUAUAGCACAAUAAUUGUGAUGACAGGAUCACUUGCCUUUUUACAACUAUACAAGAGCUUUAGCGGUGCACUUGCCGAUGCGCAAAAUGGCCUUGAACAAAAGACACAUAGACAAAUGAGUUCUCCAAGGCAGAACACACCUUGGUAAAUAGCUCCAACUUUUUCAUGUUUCUGUCCCGGGUUGAGAACACUACAACAUUUUGAAACAUGACUGACCAACCAGGCUUUUUAGAGGAAAGAUAUUCUGAGGUUAGUUGGCUCAUUUCCAUUCAAACAAAUGAAUAAUUUAUUAAGCUAAAAAUCGUUUUUUCAUUGGUUCAAAGCCUUUAAUUUAAUCUUGAGCAAAAUGACUGUUAAAAAAAUUAUUUUUAUUUCUGAGUCUUUAUUAUAGAGUUGCCAUAAAGUUUCUCUUGAUAUUCACAUGUUUUGUACUAAAAAAUAAAUAUGAAUAAUAAAUUUACAGAAACCAUAUUAUGUCUCAGACUACACUGUUUUCUCUAUAGCCUAUAGAAAAUAGCCCGGGAGAGCACCCGGUUUUUUUUUGGCUCUAGUUUCAUCCAGUUUUUCUUGGUGGGUGAAACUAGAGCCAAAAAACCGGAUGCUCGGCGCGUUAUUUUUCUUACGUUUGUAUGAAAUUUUGAUCUUGUGUACGGUACAAGAGGAAUUGAGGUUAUCAUUGAGUUUGCCGUUUAAUAAGAUUAGAGGCUAGUGUAGGAGUGGCAGUGAGAUGUUCAAUAACAUGCCACAAAUCACGCUUAUAAGACUGUAAACAAAAUACACAUCUCAUUAUAAGCUCCCCAGAUAUAAGUCCCCCUCUAGUGUCUGUUCCAAAAUAAUGUAAUGAAUUGAAUUUGAUUUAUUGUGACAUUUUGAAGCUUAUUAAAACACCACUGAGUACAAAAUGUGUUUUUAUCAGCCUCAGGUAUAGCUUAUUUCAAAGUGCUUUUUUCUAUUCCGGUUAUAAGCCCCUUCGUUUAUAACCCCCUCUAAAACCCUUUGCGAAGAUGCAUAUGCCCAGGACUUAUAAGCAGCAGCUUAUGGUAAACUGUAGAGGCUAGAUGAUAUUCUCAAACCUCAAAACAGUAUGUAAGCAAGUAAGUAAAUUUUUUUUCACUCUUCUGUGAACUGCCUCAGUCAGAUUUCUGUAUUACCCCAUACAUUUAUUAUACUUUCAACAAUUUCAUGCUUUUUCUUGCAACUAGUUUAAUAUGCACAGAGUUGAAACAUGUAUGCAUAAUAAAUAUGUGGGGUUAUACGGAGAACUUACCACUGCCUCUUCAGUACAUCAAUAGCAGCAAAGACAACUUUACACAUUCCCAUCCAAAAUUAAUAGUUGCUAAUUAUGUGUAAGAGGCUAUUGUUAGGGAUGUAUCUUAAACUAAUGUAGGUUUGGAAAAAGAAAGCUAGCCAAACCUUGAAAUUAGACCAGCCAAAGAGGGCAAAUGCUGGAAGUAAAUUCACGUCCACGCGAAAUUUACCAUACGAUAGGUUUACUCUCUAAUUAGUUUCCAUGAGUAGAAUAAUAUGAGAACUCUGAGGUCAGACCAGGGGCCUGAGGGAGAUUAGUAGACAAAUUUGCAGUCAUUGAUUUCCGGUCUUCCUCGACUCUUGGACAGAUUUUUUUUCUACAGCCUUUGUCUGCAAAAGAACGCAAUUUCUCUGAGAAAAUUUCUUUUUUGUGCUUAACAAAACCAGUAAGGGUAACGAAUGAAUGGUAGCUGCAUGAUCAUCGCUACAGUCACCGUCUCCUUAAACUCACCCUCACCUUUACCCUUAAACACACCCUUACCCUCACCCCCACCCUUGGUGUUACCUUUACCCUCGUUUUAGCAACGCCGGUGCAUAACUUUCAAACGAACUGGAGGGGUAUUUUUAUCAAGGACCUACCCUCUUCCUUACCAGUAUCGUGACGAUAAGGCCCGAAAAAACAUACAAGUGACAGAUACUUUCUUCUUUCAUCUGUUUUAGGAAUAAAACGUGCAGAACAAAGAUUUGUGUCACCAUCAUCCAAGGUUCCCUCUAAACGUAAAUUAAAGAGCUGCGUCAUGGUAAAAAGAUCGCUCUUUAAGCAGUCAACUCUUGAUGUACUAGAUGAAGGUAACUGA